AUGACCAACAUAGCAGACAUCGAAGCUGCCAACGCGCAGUACGCCGCCGCCUUUACCAAAGGCCACCUCCCUAUCCCCCCAAAACGCAAACUGGCAGUUGUCACCUGCAUGGACGCCCGCAUCGACGUCUUCUCCGCCCUCGGCCUCACCGAAGGCGACGCACACGUCAUCCGCAACGCAGGCGGACGAGCCAACGAGGCCCUCCGCAGUCUGAUAAUCUCGCAGCGGUUGCUGGGGACGGAGGAAGUGGUUAUCAUUCACCAUACGGAUUGCGGGAUGCUCACGUUCAGUGACGAGGAUAUCAGAGCUAAGAUUAAGGAGGAGCUUGGCGAGGAUGCUUCUGAUAUUGAGUUCCUGCCAUUCAAGGAUCUGGAGGAGAGCGUGAGGGCAGAUGUGAGGUUCCUGCGGGGGAGUAGGCUUGUCCAGGGGGCUGUGAAGGGAUAUGUGUAUGAAGUGGAGAGGGGGAGGUUGGUUCGGUUGGAGAUCGAUUGA
Messenger RNA from Aspergillus udagawae, 492 nucleotides. RefSeq names its product beta-class carbonic anhydrase. The transcript is spliced from 4 exons. Bases 1 to 492 code for a protein of 163 amino acids. Gene Ontology annotation, molecular function: zinc ion binding; carbonate dehydratase activity. Lineage: Eukaryota; Fungi; Ascomycota; Eurotiomycetes; Eurotiales; Aspergillaceae. The record is from RefSeq and is a predicted model, not a curated record.